Molecule: messenger RNA, 4969 nt
Organism: Paralichthys olivaceus (Japanese flounder)
Lineage: Eukaryota; Metazoa; Chordata; Actinopteri; Pleuronectiformes; Paralichthyidae
Gene: gatad2b
Product: GATA zinc finger domain containing 2B
Biological process (GO): negative regulation of transcription by RNA polymerase II
Cellular component (GO): NuRD complex
Molecular function (GO): sequence-specific DNA binding
Source: RefSeq, a predicted model, not a curated record
GUGUCUGUCGAGGCCCAAUCAGCGGUUUAGUGCUGCCUGCCGGUGCCGGGGACUGGUGGUGAGGAGACGCUACAGCGCUGUCAGGACCGGACCGUGAACCCGGAGACGGUACACACUGAGGCGAAAGGAGACACAGCAAAUGCAGAUCCAGCGGUGUUGGAGUUUGACCUACACUACACAUCAAUCUGCAGCGCCAAAUCUUCUUCUUCAAUGUCUCACAGGAUGGAGCGGAUGUCUGAGGAGGCGCUGAGGCUAAACCUGCUGAAGCGAGGCCUGGAGUCCCCCAGCGAGCGAGAGGAGGCGCUGGCUAAGCGCCUCAAAAUGGAGGGUCACGAGGCCAUGGAGCGCCUCAAGAUGCUGGCACUGCUAAAACGCAAGGACCUAGCUGACCUAGCAGCCCUGGAGGUCGGAGGGCCCCUGGGAGAUGGGAAGGGCCCUGGAGCCAGCUCCCUCCACCACCAGAGCCUAAUGGGUGCUGCAUAUGAAGAGAAACUCAAUGGGAGUCUAAGGCUGGGAGGCCAUGGUGGCCUUGGCAGCCAUGUUGGACCCAGUAAGAAUGGGAAAGAAAACAUCCUUGAUGAGCCAGUGGAUAUGAGUGCUGGGAGAAGAUGUGAUGUGGAGCAUGACAGACGAACUCCGUCUCCAGACGUUAUUAUCCUAUCAGACAAUGAAGCAUCCAGUCCCAGAACAACACCUCGUCCUGAGGAGCGCCUACACCAGGCCAACCUGGACAUGUUUAAGGGGAAGACCGGAGAGGAGAGGCAGCAGAUGAUCAAAGCUCUGAGAGAGGAGCUGCGUCUGGAGGAGGCUCGCCUGGUGCUGCUGAAGAAGCUCAGACAGAGUCAGAUGCAGAAGGAGAACGUGGUGCAAAAGGUCCCGGUGGUCCAGAACGCUGCCUCCUCUGUUCAGCCUCCUCCCAUCCACAGCUCUCCUGGCCUGGGGAAGCUGCCCAUGAGGCCGGGCCUGCACAACCCUGAGCCCCAGAACCUCCGUACUGCACAGGUCUAUGGUCAUACUGUCAUCAGGUCAGCAGCCAAUGCCAACCUGCCACCAAUGCUAAUGUCCCAGCGAGUGAUAGCCCCCAACCCCUCCCAACUGCAAGGCCAGAGGAUCCCCUCCAAGCCUGGGAUGUCACGUUCCAGCUCUGGCAGCAUGGCCAAUGCUGUCAGCUACCAGCAGGCCAGCCAGCAAGUGGCAGCUUCUCAGCGCUCAGGCUCCAGUGCCAUGUACAUGAACCUGGCCCACAUGCAAGCAGCAGCGGCAGCCGGCGGAGUGGCGGGCGGCUUGGGCGGAGCUUCGGCUGUCAGCCCAUCUACCAUGUCCGGUUCAGCCAGCGGAGGGGUGAGCUCCAUGGCCGACCAGGCCAGCAGCCAGGCAGCAGCCAAACUGGCCCUCAGGAAGCAGCUGGAGAAAACCCUGUUGGAGAUCCCUCCACCCAAACCCCCUGCCCCGCUUCUCCACUUCCUACCCUCUGCCGCCAACAGCGAGUUCAUCUACAUGGUUGGCCUGGAAGAGGUGGUGCAGAGUGUACUUGACAGUCAGGGUAAACUCAGAGGGACACUGGCCCGCAUGGAGCCCUUCUUCUGCGCUCAGUGCAGAACUGACUUCACCCCUCACUGGAAGCAAGAGAAGAGUGGGCGAAUCCUCUGUGAGCAGUGCAUGACGUCCAAUCAGAAGAAGGCUCUCAAGGCCGAGCACACCAACAGGCUGAAGAACGCAUUCGUGAAGGCCCUGCAGCAGGAGCAGGAGAUUGAACAGAGGCUGCAACAGCAGGCAGCCCUCUCUCCCAGCUCAGUUCCUACAGGCCCCAACGCCUCCAAGACUGACACCAUGAUCCGACAUCAUGCCCUCCGCCAGGUACACAUGUUUCCUGACCAAGCUCCCCAGCCUCAGGCCUCCAUGCAGAGAGGUCUGUCCAACUCAGCGCGAGGUGUUCUAUCAAACUUCGCUCAGGCCUCCCAGCUGUCGGUGGCCAGCAGCCUCAUGGGAAUGACUAGUGCCAAGCACUGUGGAAGCGGUGGAAGCAGCAGCAGUAGCAGCAAUAGACUGCAGCAUGACAGCCGUCGCCAGAUCUACAACAUCCCAGGGUUAAAUAUUGCCUAUCUGAACCCAGCGGCAGUUGGAGCGCAUAAGAGCUCCAGCUUAGCAGACCGGCAGAGAGAGUACCUGUUGGACAUGAUCCCACCUCGAUCCAUAUCGCAGUCCAUCACCGGACAGAAAUGAGCCCAGACCAGCCCUCCUGCCCCUCUGAUGUCACACCCAUCCUGCCCCUCUACCCCCAUACUGAAGCACUCCCAGAUCAACCAACAUCCCCCAACCCCACCGCAUGCAGUGCCUGUCCGUGUGCCUACCUUAAACCAACCCAUGAAAACCCACCAAGUCGGACAAAGACACUAAACUGUCAGUGCAUCUCCAAUGUUCUUAUGAUAGUAAAAUCUUCUUCGUCAGCGUUGUUUAACAAUUAUAAUUCCCAUUAUUAUCGCUGUUGGUAGCACUAUUAUUAUUAUUAUACCUGCAACUACCGUUUUUGCUUCAGUUACUAUUACUUAUUAUGCUUUUUUCUUUUCCAAGUGUUUGGUCCAUUUUUUGUUUCUCUGCUGUCUCUUCUUCACUUUGGGGAGUGACGGUGAACCAUUGUAGGGUCGCUUUAGGCCACAGUCACUUAGGAUUUUUUUUCUCCUUUUAAUUAUAAUGCUUAGAUGUGACUAUUGCUAGUAACAGAAGAUCAACAGGGUGCAUUCUGGUUGCUAUGCAACAUAAAUUUUAACAACUUAAGCUUGCUAAGUUGAAGUAACAAAGUGGAAAAUACUGAUAGGAACAAAAACAGACAAAAUUAAGUUAGUAACUGCUCUUGAAAAGAGCCUGUUCUAGAAAUGAAGAAUGUGAGGGGGGCUAAACAGUCCGAGCAGAGCAUCUACACUUAUAUCACGUUAAAAGGGUCAGAUUCAAAGGUUGUUUUUGCACUGACACGCAGAUCAAGUCCAACCUGGCCGGAUCAGAGGUGCACAUAUGUACAAAAGAGAAUCUUAUGUGAAAAGCGUUUGGAGAAUAUUUUCCUUUGGUAUUCGGCUCCCACAUUCCUCAUCAAGAGAUCUUCAUCUGUUUCUUCACUUCAGAUUCAGCCUAUUGUUACAAAUUUGAACAGUUACCAGAUGGAUGUAACCAGGAUUUCCUGCAGUUGUAUUUAUCUGGACUGGCAGACACCUUCAGCGGACCAGCAGUCCAUAUAGACUCUAAUGAGGAGGAAGCUGAUAGGGGACGGGAGGACGUUGUCUACAAGUUAAGCCAAUAUUCACUUCACAGGGGGCACUGGUCUGUCAGAGAGGAGCAAGUUGAUUUUCCCUCCUGGUUCCAUCUCAUCUCACUACCUCCCACUGACCUCCACCAUGCCCUCCUCACAACCUUCGUUCAUCCAGUGCACAGACUGAAGCUUUUGUACCCAGCAACUCCUCUUUGCAUCACAUGUUCUUUGAGAAAGUGAAACAAACUCAAAUCUGAAGGUGGAAUUACAAUUUGUGUGUCCAAACCUCAGAUUCUGUACCUAGAAACCUACAAUCUGGGUUCCUUUGCUUCUUCUAUUUGGGUUUUUAGAUUUUCUGAUUGUUGCCCCCACCCCCGAACUUUCUGUGCUUUAUUUUGAUUAGUUUAUCUGGAUUCGUUUUUUUGUUUUGUUUUUUGCGGCGUCUCUUAAUGAAUUGGUGGCGAACCUGAGAGGUAUUAGCCCCUGGAGACGAUAAUAAUCAACAUAGCUAAAAACAGAAACUAUUGAAAUAUCUGUAUGGAUUAUGUAUAGAUACCUAGCUUCAGAUAAAAAAAGGUUGAGGAUUAUAUCUUUUAUGGGAGAGACAUGGAUCAAUCAUUGUGUGCAUGCUCUGCACACAAGUUCCCUCACUCCAGAGGAGCACUUUGCUUAUUUCCAAUUGGAAAAACUUUUUUUAAAGAAAAAAGCAAAAGAAUGUCACAGUUGAGAGAGGCUGAAGUUGUGGAAGCUGGCUGAUGGCCGACCAGAGUAAGGGGGCAUGUCACCAAGUAGCGUUUAAAUGGCUGAUGAAAAGUUCAAUUCUAAUUUACGAUGCCAGUGUUAAGCUCUAAAUGUUUCAGUUUCCACUUUUGCGGUGUGCUCAGUUAGAGCCAGACUAUAUAUAAGCUGUUGCUGGCUGGAGUACAUGAGUACCUGGGUACAUGUACCAGCAUCAGUCCCAUUGACUCACUGUCUUUAAAACCCAGCAGUAACUGAAACUUUAAAGCAAUCCCACCUCUUAAGUCUGAACUAGAUGACUUUGGACCCGAUCCUCAACUGAUGGGGAUCUGCUUCGAUCCAGUUUGAUAUUGCAACACUGACUCACAGACAGAAACCAGGUCCUGAACAAAGAUACAAGACUCAGACACUUGAUAGAUUUCAAGUGUAAACUCAUGGGAAAGCGAAGAGACAUUCACAUAAAAGUUAGGAUGAGAAAGUGUCUCUCCUGUGGGGAGUUCAAACUUUACACGUGUGUGGGUUAGAAUGGCUCAGUAAAUCCGACUCCAUACCUUUUCCUAUGCUCAAGGUGACUACAGUGGAACCUGUUGUUUGCUCCAGGCUUUUUAGUGACCCCAGCACUCUGAGUGUUAACAGAUGAUAUGGUUAAAUGGCGCUCCUAAUGCAAUCCAAAUGUAAAAACCACAUUUGUACCUGUUUUUCAGCAGCUGUUGCAUGUUCAAAGGUCUUGAUCUCACAAACUAGAGUUCAUCUCUUUGCUCUUGUUUUCCAGCUGUUUGACCAGAUCAUGGAUCAACAUAGAGUGCUGAGCUCACAAAUAGAGCCAUCAUUGACAAACAUAUUCAGCACAGACAUUCACUCAGUGACUUACCAACACACACUGCUGCAGCAACACAAACCAGUAUCAUCUCUACAUCUAGUGGUUAAGACUGGUGUGGAUUUUUCUUCUCAGAUGUUGGCCACUCAAGUGAUGCCUAUGACAUGCAGGUC